UUCAAAAUGGUCAAGAAAUUGUCAAAGACGGUCUUUUGUUCAAUAAAGGCAAAGAUUUUGCCUACGUCUUGCAAGAGAAAAAGAUCACAAAGGUGCCUGUUGAAACGUGUGGCAAGUUCAUUAGUUGUGAAGAAUGCGUGAACGUUGGGGACCCAUAUUGUGGAUGUGUUCUCUUAAAAACAAGUGCUCGACUCGUGCUUCUUGUGUGUACAGUUCUAGGCCGAAUAAUUGGCUGAGAAAUCGGCCAUGUAUCUCCAUUGUCGACCUGUUCCCCACCGGUAGCCAACCAGUAAUGGAUCCUCUUGAAACGGUAACAUUGACGUUUCAAUUGUUACCGCAACUUAGCGUUAACGAAACGUACGGAUGCCGUUUCGAUGAGCUACCUGUAACUUAUGGCAUCACUGAUGGUCAGAGUAUCCAGUGCAGGGCACCAGCGAAGGCUGACAUACCAGUGAUUCCUCCUCAAGAGGACCACGUGGCUAUGCUUUUGGGUGUGUUUUCAUCGGAGUCCAUGGUGACUUUUAUAAGUACAACAUUUAGCUACUUCGAUUGUACGAGGCACAUGACGUGUGGGGCGUGUGUUUUAAGUGAUUGGAACUGUGACUGGUGUGUUUUUGACAACGCCUGCACGCACCAAAGUAGCAUUUGUACUCAUGGAGACACCAUUGUCACAGGAAAUAAUAAUCCUGUUAGCUCACCUAGGCAGGGACUAGACUUCUGUCCACAAAUACGGCCCCAAACUACACAGAUACUUAUUCCAGUGGGUACAUCCAAAGACUUCGUCGUCAAUGUUAGGAGUUUACCUGACCCUACGAAGGUGACGGGUUACCAGUGCUCUUUGUUAGUUGAGGGUACCACGCAGAUUACUCAAGCGACGUUAGUGACUGAUGACGUAAUACGGUGUCACGGACGAAUGUAUUCAUACGAAGCAGAUGACAAGAGAGAACUAAUUGUACCGUUGCGGGUACAUUGGAAUGGCGACAUGCAGUUAGAACGUAACAAUAACACCGUUACCCUUUAUAAAUGUGACGUGGACCGUCCGGAUUGCAGUCGCUGUCUGUCCGUUGAGACGGCGAGACCAGAAUUAGGAUGCCGCUGGUGUGGUACCAAGUGUGCCUUCAUGGAGGAUACUGAAUGUCCAAGCAGUUCUUUGAGCCCCGGUAGUCAGUGUCCAGCACCAGUCUUAAAACAUGUGUUUCCAGCAUCGGGCCCAGUAGAGGGAAACACUGUCAUCGAAAUUAAUGGAAGCGACAUUGGUCAGAGUAUUCAAGACAUCCAAAGAGUGAUGAUCGGAAACCAGUUAUGCAACCUGACUGGUUGGUACGUCACUGGACAAAGUGUAAGAUGUAUAACUUCCCCACUGAGUUCAAGCAUAGCACAGACCGUCACCGUAUCAGUAGCAAGAACAGCUGGAGGUGAGGACUUGAUUAGCACCGGGGCAGUACAGUUCACUUAUAAGAAUCCUGCAAUUACUGGGAUCUCGCCGAUAGAGGGCUAUGCCGACGGAGGUACAAUAUUAACCAUUACCGGUACAGACUUGGAUAUCGGUAGAGACAUCCAAGUUAACGUUGCGGCCAAUGUAACAUGUGAUAUUACAAGCGUGACCUGCACGGCUAUACGGUGUCGUUUAGGGAUGUCAACAGAGGGUCAUGCCGGCCGUGUCGAGGUGACAUUUGACGGCACCCCAAGGAGUUCAGCUGACAUCUUCACCUUCGUGCCACUCCCGGAUAUACUUCGUUUUGAUCCACAAAGCAGUAUCCAGUCCGGUGGGAGGGUGCUGACUGUAUACGGACGAAGGUUCACGGUUGUGUCCAGUGCAACAAUCAAAGUGCAGUAUAAGAAUGACACGUUUAAACAGUCAUGCCACGUUGAGAGUGCCGAAACCAUGAUCUGUACGACGCCUGCCAUCGCUGAUAUUGUCCCCAUAACAAACUGCAUACAUGCCACGCUCGGCCUGGAUGUGGACGGGAAACAGCUCUUUAUUCCGAGCCCGGGUUUCACCUACUGUCAAAAUCCGAUCGUCCAAAGGUUUGACGGGGACGAGCUCCUCGUUGAUUCGGCCAAUAUCUCUUCACUAACAAUGAAGGUCGAGAUGACGUCAUGGGCAAUCGCUGACUCGGAAAUCACGGUCACAUUAGGUGGCGAGGCCGAAUGCCAAUUCGUCACUCUUACGCCCGAUGUCCUGACAUGCCGUCUACCGUACAACGAACCUCCUGACCAAGCUGUGGCUACGGUUCGAUGGUAUGGAAACGGUUCAUUUAGAUUGGGGAAGGUGGUCUACACGAACGUCGGGCUAACUGCCGAGGUUUUCGCCUUAAUCGCGGCGAUAGUUGGGGUGAUGUUACUCAUUAUCUCGGUUUUGGCUACCAUCAAGUACUGCAGACAAAAGCGGCGUCUGAAACGCGUCACACAGGAAUACAAUGAACGUCUUCUAGCUAGGAUCAGGGGACUUCACGAAGAUAUCCUAGAAGCUGCUGAAGUAAGACGUAUUCGUAAGCUUGCUGGAACAAAGGCAAACAUUCGAGCUAAAGCCAAGAAUAGUCUGCCACCGAAAUCGAUUGUUCUAAACGAACAUGUUAACAUCGUGCCUGGUGACCUCCAUAUAAAGUUCAGCCAGUUGGACAUGGGUGGUAUCCUCGGACAAGGUGCUUUCGGAAGGGUCUUUCAAGCUGUUCUGAACAAUGCACAAAUUGGUACGGGUCAGACAGUGGCAGUCAAAACGGUGCAAGAUACCACUGAUUCCACGAAUGUCAUUAAGUUCUUGCAAGAGGGACUUUUGAUGAAGAACUUCGAUCACCCAAAUGUGCUUGGACUUAUCGGGUUGACCUUUAACCCGGACGGUCAACCGGUGGUCGUGUUGCCAUUCAUGCCUAACGGAGACCUCAAGUCGUAUGUUGUCAAAAAUAAACAGGAGCUGACUCACAACCAGCUAUUGAAGUUCGCCUCGCAUGUUGCUCAUGGAAUGGAAUACCUUGGCAGAGCGAAGUUCGUCCACCGAGAUUUAGCUGCAAGGAACUGCAUGGUUGACGAUAAGCUGGUUGUGAAGAUAGCAGACUUUGGCUUGUCUCGGGAUCUGUCUGAAGCGGACUACUACACUAGUGGGGAUAAACACGCCAAACUACCAAUCAAAUGGAUGGCACCAGAAUCCAUGGAACGCCGGGUGUAUAACGCUAAAACAGAUGUGUGGUCGUACGGUGUUCUUCUGUGGGAGUUGUUCUCUGGAGGAAGCAGUCCGUAUCCUGGCAUUCGAAACAGAGACAUUUAUGAUUUCCUGAAACGGGGAGAACGUAUGGACCCACCAAGAUUCUGCCACAUCAAGAUAUCUGAAAUCAUGCAAAAAUGCUGGAGAGAUUCACCAAAGAGCAGAUGUUCCUUCCGUGAAAUUGUUGGAGAGUUUGACCAGUUGUUGACCACAAUCACGCCGGGUGAUGCACCGCCUCUACCGGCUACACCAAGAGGUUUAGACGGUCAGGGAGAGCGCUAUACGGAUCACGGCAAAGGCUCCAUCAUGCCAAUGGAUGUGAUUGAAAAUAAAGGUGGCGGAAAACGUGAAAGGGAAAAUGUGGUUGGAAACAAGGAAAUUGGGGAGUGUGGGGAGUCUGGGAAUGGCGAUGGUGGGGGUUAUCUCAUUCCAACGGGGAAUACCAGGGAAACCUGGAAAGAAUGCGUGGGAGUUGAUCGGAAAGGGGAAGUCACUUCUCCUCGUGUGAAUUCCAGUUUGAAUGAAAACCGGGGAAAUUGGGAUGAAUGUAACGAAUCUGGGAUUGCCAAUCGAGGGAGUUAUCUCAUUCCAACGGGAAAUGCCCUGGAAGCCUGGGGAGAAUGCAUGGGAGUUGGUCGGAAAGUGGAAGUCACUUCUCCUCGGGAGAAUUCCAGUUUGAAUGAAAACCGGGGAACCUGUGAUGAAUGUACUGGAAGUGAAUAUCGUAAUAGCUAUCUCAUUCCUAUGAUGGAAGAGAAGGGUCAGGGAAAUUACGGGGAUCACUGUGGAGGUGAUGCCAUUCCUAUGGAAAGUUUAAAUGGGAAAACGGGAAAUUCUAAAUAAAUGUAAGAUGAAAAUUAUAGUUGAGUGUAAGAAUUAUGGAAAUGACCAAGUAUGAGGAGAAACGAACCAGUGAAUUGAUGGUUAUAAAAGUAGAAUAGGUUUUAAGGUAAAGUUUGGGAACUUGGGAAAUCAGCAGAAUAAAGAGGUGCUUAAAAUGUGGAACUUCCGGGUCAAUGACCCAGUCUGGGUCCCAUGGGUUCAUAGUUAUCUUAAAAGAUUACAAAUAGGAAUUUACUUAGUAUUUCUAGACAACGUUUCAAAAUAAUAGUAUUUAAAUAAUGGUACUUAAAGAGGUUCAGCAACUUUUCAUUGCAAAGGAACAAAUGCCAGAGUUCUUCCUUUUAAUUUAGUAUACUAUUUUAUACCCAGCUUGAGUCUAAAGCAAUACUGAAACUUUCCCAACUCCUUUGUAGUAUGCAGCGCUGGCAGCGAUUGGAUACCAGUCAAAAUGUCAUACAGUUCGCUUCAUUACAACUGGUGUUCUGUUUCUGUAUUUUACACGUUUAUUUGUUGAUGGUGUUUUUUUAUACUUUUUAUUGGCAAAUAAUUUUACUUUUUUAUUGUGUUUUUUUCCCCGAAUAAAGAUUUUUAACUUGGGUCCAGGAUCAAUACUUUCACUUACAAACAACAACCUGCAACGAGUACAGUUUAUUGUUUCGUUGCUUUAGUUUUUAUUAAAUACAUACAUUUCCAGUCAUACAAACAGUUCAAAAAUCAUUUAGUAAAAUAAAUCUUGGAACCUCAGAUAUUCCUUUAACUAUCUACUACUCUCAUUGCCAGCUUAGAGCAAACUUUCGAAUCUUUGAAAAUAUAAAGUCUUUACAAGUAUACUAUUAUAAUUCCCAUGAAGAUAUAACACAAAUGAUACAACAAUAAUUGCUUAAAAGUCAUAAUAUAAAAUAUACAUGUACUAAUAACAGAAUCUUUUGAUCAAAAAUAUUUCGGAUGUAUCACUAACACUAUACUAAUAAUAUGGUAUUUGUCAAGAAUUAGGCAAUUAUAAACAGUGUAAGGAGCUGGUCUUUACUGAGUGGUAAUGAGUGGGUUGGUGGUGGGCUAUCGAGCCGAUGUCGAGGUCCAGUAACAACAGCCAGCCGCCCAGCAAUGUCGUUACCACGCAAUGCAGGCCGGCUCCUAACACUGUUAAUGCCAUAACAAUACUUUUAACCAAAACAAUAAUUAAAAGUAGGCAGCAUUUUUGUUUUCCUUUCACAGUUAUUUGUAGAAUCGUUCAUGUUCAACAGCCAGUCCUAAGGCAGUUAAAUUUUGGGUUGGGACCUAAUCUCUAACAAAUAUUACUUUAAAAACUGUUUAACAUUAAAAUGCAUAUUAACGUCUGGCCACCAUACAUGAUGUGUUCUGAAUUUAUAAACAGCUUCAAUGGGAGACUGUGUAACGCUAGCCCAUGCAGGUAAAAUCCAUUCAUAAAUACUCAAGACAGUUUUUCUACUCCUGUUGGUGAAGAGCGCGUCACGUGGGGGUGUUAAAGACCAGUGUUUAUAACCUGCUGGCUUCCGCGUGUCAGGCGCGCAAG
Molecule: messenger RNA, 5579 nt
Organism: Asterias rubens (European starfish)
Lineage: Eukaryota; Metazoa; Echinodermata; Asteroidea; Forcipulatida; Asteriidae
Product: hepatocyte growth factor receptor-like
Exons: 25
Coding region: 134-4045 (1303 amino acids)
Biological process (GO): cell surface receptor protein tyrosine kinase signaling pathway; multicellular organism development; protein phosphorylation
Cellular component (GO): signaling receptor complex
Molecular function (GO): transmembrane receptor protein tyrosine kinase activity; ATP binding
Source: RefSeq, a predicted model, not a curated record